AUGGGUGAUCAUGCUGCUAGUAUUAUGUCAUCUACUGUUUGUACUAGUCCAAUGUGUUCUAUUCAAAGUGAAAUUCGUUGUCGACAUUGUGAUGAAGUCUAUUGUUAUUUAUGUUUUAUGAGUCAUCGAAAAAAUAUUUUUGAUGAAAUGAUGGCUAUUCGAAAGCAAAUGAUAGAAGAUCGUCGACAAGGUGUGGCAGAAGUAACAAAAUUUAUUGAUAAACAAGCACAAGAUGCCAAAGAACAGGCAAAAGCCUUGGUUGACGAUGCUCUUGAACGUCUUAAAAAAGCAUCUGAAAAUAUUUACAAUUAUAUUGAUAAUCGUCGACAAGCAAAAUUAGCUCGUAUAGAAGAAUCACUACAUAUUUAUGAUAAUGAAAUAAAAAAUAUUGAUGAAUUUUUAGAUCAUAAACGGUUUUUAGGAGCUAGUAGAAUGUCUGUUUUGAGAAAAUUGUAUGGCUACAAUAUGUUUUAUGACAAUAUUCAUGAUGAAAAAAAUUCAUCAAAAUUGAUGGUACCUGUUGUAUCUCAACAACAACGAGAAAAUGAAAAAUUUUUUGGAAAUUAUCGUUAUUAUGAUGAAUUGAUUAAUUUAAGGGAAAAAUGGCCAUUUUUACAACGGGCAUUAACCACUGUAUAUUUUCCAGCUCGAAAAGAUAUCUCACUGGAUAAAAUAAUAACAUUUUUAGAAUACCGUCACGAUCGAGUGUUGGAAAAUUAUCGAGAACAUUUAAAUGAGACAAAGUCACUAUCAAAUUCAAUAACAACCGUCGAUGAUUUACUAUUGGGAUUAAGUUUUCUUCGAAUUAGAUCAAAACCAAUUGAACCACAUAAUUUUGAUUAUAUUCAAACAAAAACGAUUGACGAAGACAAAAAUGAAAUGGUUGAUGUUGAAACAACAAGUGUAACAAAAAAAAAUGGUGAAAAGAUAAAUGGAAGAUUGACGACAGAUAAACAUAGUGGAAAAAAAGAAGACAAUGAUUGGAUAAUUGAAAACUAUGAAGAAACAGCUAUUUAUUAA
Didymodactylos carnosus is the source of this 1020-nucleotide messenger RNA. NCBI's taxonomy places the organism in Eukaryota, Metazoa, Rotifera, Eurotatoria, Philodinida, Philodinidae. The record is from the annotation of a GenBank genome assembly.